GAUUCGCCGGCUCGCCGGCACUGGGCGGAAAGCAGCAGCAAGGAUGGAUGUGGUUGACAGCCUUCUUGUGAACGGAAGCAACUUCACUCCUCCCUGCGAACUAGGCAUCGAAAAUGAGACGCUUUUCUGCUUGGAGCGGCCCCAUCCGCCCAAAGAGUGGCAGCCAGCUGUGCAGAUUCUCUUGUAUUCCUUGAUAUUUCUGCUGAGCGUGCUGGGAAACACGCUGGUCAUCACAGUGCUGAUUCGGAACAAGAGGAUGAGGACCGUCACCAACAUCUUCCUGCUGUCCCUGGCCGUCAGCGACCUCAUGCUCUGCCUCUUCUGCAUGCCAUUCAACCUCAUCCCCAACCUGCUCAAGGAUUUCAUCUUCAGCAGCGCUGUUUGCAAAACCACCACCUACUUCAUGGGCACCUCUGUGAGCGUAUCCACGUUUAAUCUGGUGGCCAUAUCUUUGGAGAGAUACGGUGCGAUUUGCAAACCCUUACAGUCCCGGGUCUGGCAGACGAAAUCCCACGCUCUGAAGGUGAUUGCCGCUACCUGGUGCCUCUCCUUUACCAUCAUGACUCCGUACCCAAUUUAUAGCGACUUGGUGCCUUUAACCAAAAAUAACAACCAGACUGCGAAUAUGUGCCGCUUCCUACUGCCAAAUGAUGUUAUGCAGCAAUCCUGGCACACGUUCCUGUUACUCAUCCUCUUUCUUAUUCCUGGAAUUGUGAUGAUGGUGGCAUAUGGAUUAAUCUCUUUGGAACUUUACCAAGGAAUAAAAUUUGAUGCUAGCCAGAAGUCUGCCAGAGAACGCAAAGCGAGCACCGGCAGCAGCGGCCGAUACGAGGACAGCGACGGGUGUUACCUGCAGAAGGCCAAGCCCGCGCGGGCGCGCGCGCGGACGCUGGAGCUGCAGCGGCUCUCCAGCGGCAGCAGCGGCAGGGUCAGCCGCAUCCGGAGCAGCGGCUCCGCGGCCAACCUGAUGGCCAAGAAGCGGGUGAUCCGCAUGCUCAUGGUCAUCGUGGUCCUCUUCUUCCUGUGUUGGAUGCCCAUCUUCAGCGCCAACACCUGGCGCGCCUACGACACCGCCUCCGCCGAGCGCCACCUGUCGGGGACCCCCAUUUCCUUCAUCCUCCUGCUCUCCUACACCUCGUCCUGCGUCAACCCCAUCAUCUACUGUUUCAUGAACAAACGGUUCCGCCUUGGCUUCAUGGCCACCUUCCCCUGCUGCCCCACCCCGGGGCGAGCAGGCGCCCGAGCAGAGGCGGGGGAGGAGGAGGAGGGCCGGACCACGGAGGCCUCGCUGUCCAGGUACUCGUACAGCCACGUGGGUGCCCCCGUCCCGGCCCCGUGA
Molecule: messenger RNA, 1339 nt
Organism: Pteronotus mesoamericanus
Lineage: Eukaryota; Metazoa; Chordata; Mammalia; Chiroptera; Mormoopidae
Gene: CCKAR
Product: cholecystokinin A receptor
Exons: 5
Coding region: 44-1339 (431 amino acids)
Biological process (GO): neuropeptide signaling pathway
Cellular component (GO): plasma membrane
Molecular function (GO): cholecystokinin receptor activity; neuropeptide receptor activity
Source: RefSeq, a predicted model, not a curated record